UGAGGUUGAUUCUGGUUAAACCCACCAAUGCGACAAGACGUCUUGACUCAACAGGUGAAGUCUUUCAAGAUGGAGAACAUCAACCUUGCGCUACAGGAGGUCCUGAGGAGAAACACCAUCCGUUCUCUGGAAGCCCAGGCAAGUCCUCCUCAUCUCCCCAGAAGAAGAGUAUCUGCUGUGCUUCAUCUUCCCUCCAUGAGAAAUCUAAUGGAAUCUGUCCUCCAAGAGGUUUGGCUCAGAGGUCACCUGAGAAAACCCAGAACCUCUCACUGUCACAGCUCAGUGACCAAGAUUGGCAGAUGCUUUGUGGCGAGGAUCUACGCUUAGCAGGAAGAACCGAAGAUGCUGUGGAAAAUUCAACUCAUAGGGAUAGAUGUGGCUGCCCCUGUCCGGAUGCUCUCCAACAGGCUGAAGUCUUAAGCUUACAGCCACAAUCAAAUAGAGAAAACAUCUCAAGACUGCGAAGUAAAAGAAGUGUUUCAUCACCUCAUACCCUGCCCUUCUCUGAAAGCAUCCACCCUUCCACCACUUGCCAGGUUUCAACACAACCACCAAAUAACAAAGAUCAUCGGAAACCUCCUACAUACCACACAAAGAACACCAUCGUGCCUCAGUGCUAUGAGCAAGAUUGUGAUAAAGAACAGCGUUGCAGAGCCAGAGACUGCAGCCGUUUAGCUCCGUCAGAGCUGUUCAACAUUCCUCUGAACUCAGCUCAGUGUGCCAUAGCGAAUAACAAACUUUCUGCAGUUGGUUCAGAUGUCAACUGGAGCGAGCUUUUUGGCAAAGAACCUCUUUUGGCGCAGCAGUACCAAAGGAGAGAAUCUCACUGCUCCCUAACUGGUGAUCAAACAUGGAAGCCAUCUGGAGAGUCAGCAUUUGCUCUCAAGUGUCGCCAUCUUCCUUACAACCGCCUGACCAGAAUGCCGUGGGGAAAGAGGUCAGUUACACCAGCCAGUCAGAGAAGUUUCAUGUCUUUCUCCACCAGCCAGUGUAGUUUGCUUGAAAACCAGGAUUUAACGGAGAGAACAAGAGAGCAAGAGGGUCAGGAAGCAUUUCCACAUCUCAUUGCAUCCAAACUAUCUCCUCCCAAACCAUUUCCUCCAUUUACCGAGACCCUAGAUAGUGACAAUGUCCAAAAUGGGGAUGCAGUGCGGCCACUCAGCAGCCUGGGUACUUUAAGCUCAAGUUUUGCAGAUUUUCCUUCAGACCAGCAGCAACUUCAGCUGCUUCACAGUGCCAUCCUAGACGACACCUUGUCCAAGACAACUGGAGAAGACUCUAGUAAGGCCACCAGAGAGAGCCUGAACAGGUCCGAGGGAAGCAAACCACAGAAGAAGACGAAGGACAUCAGCUAUCGGCUGGGUCAGAGGAGAGCCUUGUUUGGGAAGCGCAAACAGCUGAGCGACUACGCGCUGGUCUGUGGGAUGUUUGGUAUUAUUGCCAUGGUCAUUGAGACAGAGCUUUCGAGGGCUUUUUACACUAAGGAAUCCAUCUAUUCUUAUGUACUGAAAGGUUUGAUCAGCAUUUCAACCGCAAUUCUGCUUGGACUCAUUCUGAUGUACCAUGUGAGAGAAAUACAGCUCUUCAUGGUAGACAAUGGGGCAGAUGACUGGAGAAUAGCAAUGACCUUUGAGAGGAUCCUCUUAAUUGCGUUGGAGCUCCUAAUCUGUGCCAUCCAUCCAAUCCCAGGCCAGUAUGUGUUCACCUGGACGGCACGCCUGGCCUUCAGCUACACAUCAUCUGUGGCAGAUGCUGAUGUAGACAUCUUUCUUUCUGUGCCGAUGUUCCUGCGCCUCUACCUGAUCGGACGCGUCAUGCUGCUCCACAGCAAACUCUUCACAGACGCCUCCUCACGUAGCAUCGGGGCCCUCAAUAAGAUUAAUUUUGACACUCGUUUUGUCAUGAAGACUCUGAUGACCAUCUGUCCUGGGACUGUCCUCCUGGUCUUUAGUGUGUCCUGUUGGAUCAUUGCAGCAUGGACAGUCCGUGUAUGUGAGAGGUAUCAUGAUGCACAGGAAGUAACAAGCACUUUCUUAGGAGCAAUGUGGUUGAUCUCCAUCACUUUCCUGUCCAUUGGUUAUGGAGAUAUGGUCCCUCACACCUACUGUGGUAAAGGAGUUUGCCUGUUAACAGGAAUUAUGGGGGCAGGUUGCACAGCAUUGGUGGUGGCUGUGGUUGCAAGGAAGUCGGAGCUCACAAGAGCUGAAAAACAUGUGCAUAACUUUAUGAUGGAUACUCAACUUUACAAAAAGAUAAAAAACAUAGCUGCCAAUGUUUUAAGGGAGACUUGGCUCAUCUACAAAAACACAAAGCUGGUAAAGAAGAUCGACCACGCCCGCGUACGCCACCAUCAACGGAAGUUCCUUCAGGCCAUUCACCAACUGAGAAGACUCAAAAUGGAGCAAAGGAAACUAACUGACCAGGCAAAUACUGUGGCUGAUCUUGCAAAGACUCAGAACAUGAUGUACGAUCUGGUCUCAGACCUGCAACAUCGAACUGGGGAGCUGGACAAGAGGAUUGUUGCUCUGGAAGAGAAACUGGACUCCAUCCUUCAUGGAGUGCAGUCACUGCCAGUUGUGUUGUCUCAAGCAAUAGCAAAACUUCAAAAAGAUUUCCUGGACGACCUAGCCUGUCGCGUCCACUUCCUGUCAUCCUCUCUAAGUUCAGAGUGCUGUUCAACACAUCCCAAGCAGCUGUGUCCAGGAUCAAGCACACCAGAGACGCCAUACAGCUGAGAAGCCGCUUUGUUUUUGCCAUGUUUUAUAUAAAUUGGUUGGAAUUUCAACAAGUAAUAAUUUCACCUCAGAGUAAAAUAUUGAUGCUUAGACUUACACAUGUGUCUUUUGAGUCAUAUGCUCAGGAUUUUAUAGUAAGUGCAAUGUAAGAGAUUUCAUAUCUGCUUAAAAGAAAUUAUUUGGUCGAGAAAACAAAAUAGUUUCUUCACAAGUGCUUAAUUUUAAAAGGUCAACCGAGGGAGUCUUCUGCUCUUAUUAUUCAGCAGCUGGAAUUCCUCCAAUAAAUUAAGCUUCUUAGAGACUGUACUGCCCAUUUUCAAUAGAAUGAAAAAGU
Cyprinodon variegatus (sheepshead minnow) is the source of this 3069-nucleotide messenger RNA. RefSeq names its product potassium channel, calcium activated intermediate/small conductance subfamily N alpha, member 1 (gene kcnn1b). The transcript is spliced from 9 exons. The record is from RefSeq and is a predicted model, not a curated record. Gene Ontology annotation, biological process: potassium ion transmembrane transport. Gene Ontology annotation, cellular component: neuronal cell body; neuron projection; plasma membrane. NCBI's taxonomy places the organism in Eukaryota, Metazoa, Chordata, Actinopteri, Cyprinodontiformes, Cyprinodontidae. The coding region runs from base 300 to 2735 and encodes 811 amino acids. Gene Ontology annotation, molecular function: calmodulin binding; small conductance calcium-activated potassium channel activity.